AGAGAAAGUGGGAUGUAAGUAAAUCAUUACUCUAAAACUCGAGGAAUAUAUCCACUACCUUUUUAGAACCAAAACAGAUUCAAGCACAUAAAAGUUGAAGCCCCAAGCACAUUAAAAAUAAAAAUAAAAAUAUAUUAGUUUCAACGUUUACCCCUAAUUUCUCCCAAAUUAGGAAUUCCACCCCAAAUACUUUCAUCAUCCCCUUCCUCCACCCCAUGCUUACCCAGAAUGAAGAGCCUAAACCAAAACCACCACCACCGCGGACGAACAAGGUGGUUUGUUAUGUUAUGGCUUAAGUUUUUUGCUUUCAAAUGGCAUGAUUUAGUUGGAAUAGCUUGGAGAAAGAAACAUUCAUGUUGGCUUUGUGGCAUUGGGUCCUAAAAAAAUGAUUUAAUUGGCUAAACUUAUGAUAGAGGUCAAAAGGUGUUUUGUGCUUGGUAGAGGGCUCCAGUUGUUUGAUUAGACUGCAUUUCACAUUAUUAUGAUCACAAACGUCUUACUGGUGCACGGACCUAAGUCAAAAAGCGCGUGGUAAAUAGUAAAAACAAUAAUUUUCAUGAGUUGGUGAGUGAGUGUGCUUCUCAUCUUGAACUGGAGUAUGAGCUACACUGCCAGCAAGAAGGAGAAAGUGGAUAACAAGCAGAGAUUCGUCGACUAAGAACUGAAGUAAACUCAUCAUGACUGGACUUGGUUGCUUGGUGGCUUCUUCCUCAUCUGCUCCGAAAUCAAAGCAUGAUGUUUUUCUCAGCUUUAGAGGAGCAGAUACACGCUGCACAUUUACAAGCCAUCUCUAUGCUGCAUUGUGUCGGAAUCAAAUCCAGACGUUCAUUGACGACAAGGAAAUUAACAGAGGAGACACACUGUCACCGACACUCCUUUCAGCUAUUGAAACCUCAAAGAUUGCAAUAACAAUCUUCUCUCAGAAUUAUGCUUCUUCUAAGUGGUGUUUGGAUGAACUCCAGAAGAUUAUUGAAUGUAAGGAGAGGAAACAACUUGUUGUGAUACCUGUUUUCUAUCACAUUGAUCCAUCAGAUGUGAGACACCAGAGGGGAAGUUAUGAAGAUGCAUUUACCAAACAUGAGGAGCAUUUCAGGGACAAUCUAAUCAAGGUAAAUAAGUGGAGAACUGCUCUGCGUACAGCAGCCAACUCAGCAGGAUGGGAUUCCUCAAAUACCAGACUGGAGUCCGAACUAGUUGAAAAUAUUGUUGAAGAUAUAUUACAGAAGUUGGGUCGUAUGAGCCCACAUGUUUCAGAGGGGCUUGUUGGAAUUGCUAGACACAUUGCAUGCGUGGAAUCAUUGUUGUGUUCAGGGUCAACUGAUGUACGUAUUGUUGGAAUAUGGGGUAUGGGUGGCGUAGGUAAGACAACCAUUGCAGAUGCUCUGUGUGCAAAACUCUCUUCUCAAUACCAGGGAUGCUACUCCGUUGCCAAUGUGAGGGAAGAAUGGAAAAACCAUGGAGAAGUUAAUUUACGGAAUAAACUUCUGUCUGGAAUAUUGGGGAUCCAAAAUUUACAUGUUAGCAACCCUACUAUGAGUUCCACGUUUAUUGUAGAAAGGCUUCAACACAAAAAGGUCCUUGUUGUUCUUGAUGAUGUGAGCGAUUCAAAACAAAUAGAAUAUCUUGUUGGAGAGAAAUAUUGGUUUGGACCUGGGAGUAGAAUCAUAGUGACAACCAGAUAUAAAGAUGUGUUUGACCAAGGGGUUGGAGUAUACCAGGUGAUGGAAAUGAAUUUUGAUGAAGCACUAAAGCUUUUUAGCUUGAAUGCAUUUCAACAAGACCAUCCAACGAGGGAAUACAUACACUUGUCAGAGAGGGCAGUAGAAUAUGCCAAGGGCAUUCCUUUAGCUCUUAAAAUUCUCGGUUCAUAUCUUCGUUCUAAACGACCUGAAGAAUGGGAAAGUGCUUUGGAAAAACUGAAGAAAAUUCCCAAAGCUGAAAUUUAUGAUGCGUUAAGAUUGAGUUAUGACGGUUUAGACCAUGAAGAGCAGGAUAUAUUCUUAGAUAUUGCAUGCUGUUUGAAAGGAGAGACAAAAAGCCGGAUCACAAGAGUAUUGGAUGGAUGUGGCUUUUAUACAGAUAUUGGGAUGAGAAGCCUUCAAGAUAAGUCUCUUAUAACUGUUUCUAAAGACAACACCGUACAAAUGCAUGAUUUGAUACAAGAAAUGGGUUGGCAAAUUGUUCGUGAAGAAUCUAUGAAGCAGCCUGGAAAACGAAGUCGGUUGUGGGAUCCUAAAGAAAUUUAUGAUGUUCUCAAGAAUAACAGGGGAACUGACAAUAUUGAAAGUAUAGCGUUGGACACAUCUCAAAUCAAAGAAGUGACAAUAAGCCCUCAAGCUUUUCACAGAAUGUACAAGCUAAGGCUUUUGAAUUUUCAUAUGCCCUCAUGGGAAAAGAGAAGCAAUGUGCUUAUUUCUAGAGGUCUUGAAUGUAUGCCUGAUGAAUUAACUUACCUCCGAUGGGACUGCUUUCCAUUGAAAUCCCUGCCACCAUCGUUUUGUGCAGAGAAGCUUGUUGAACUUAAUCUAAAACAUAGCCUCGUUGAAGAACUUUGGGAUGGAGUGCAGGAUCUUGCGAAUUUGAAGUCAUUAUACCUUAGUGGUUGCAACCGCUUGAUUGAGCUCCCAGAUUUCUCUAUGGCCCAAAAACUUGAAGAAGUACAUCUUGAUGACUGUACAAGUUUGUUGAAGGUUCCUUCAUCCAUUUUGUCACUUGAUAAUCUGUUUGCACUCAACCUGAGAGGCUGUAAACAGCUUCGUUACAUUCAAAGUGAGAAGCAAUCUAGAUCUCUUCAAUGGUUUACUCUGAGAGGGUGCUCAAGACUUGUAAAGUACGCAUUUUGUUCAGAAAAACUGAAGUACCUGAGUUUAGAUGGCACGGGAAUUGAAGAACUGCCUUCAUUAGUUGGACAGGUCAAGGACUCCUCAAGCAUCUCUCAUGAUCAUUGUGAAAGACUUCAAAAUCUUCCAAAUACCAUCUAUGAGAUUGGUUUAGAUUCUUCCACUCAGCUUCUUGACUGCCCAAAACUUGAGAAAUUACCUCCAACAUUUGACUCCUCAUUUUCCAUGACAACUCUUUAUCUCGAUAAUUGCUCAAAUCUGUCACGACUCCCUGACAACCUUGGCAUCUUUUCUACACUAAAUAAACUUUCAUUAAGAGGAAGCAAUAUUGAGAACUUGCCCAACAGCAUAAAACAUCUUUCACAGCUGAGGGCCCUAAAUUUAAGCAACUCGAGGAGGCUUCGCUCCUUGCCAGAGCUCCCAUUUUUGCUACAAGACUUGAAUGCAAGUAAUUGUGUCUCCCUAGAAACAGUAUCAAAUUUAGGGAUCACAGUGUUGAGAGAUUCCUUUGGCAGAUUGAAGAAGUUCUCUUUGCUUAGACAGAUUCAAGAAGAAGAAAAGAUGUCCAUUCGUCAAGGUAAUUACUUGGGAAGAUUUGAGUUUUAUAACUGCAUAAACUUGGGCCUGAUUGCACGCAAGACUCUUAUGGAGGAAGCGCUCAUUAGAAUUCAGCUAGCCGCUUACCUGUCGUCAAUGAUUGAAGAGUGUUGGGAUCCUUAUUGUCAAACUGAUGAACUUUCUAAGGUCGUUACCCCUGAAGAUGUUCAAUAUAUUUCUCGUCCAGUUUAUACUAAUUUUCCUGGAAAUGAAGUGCCAGAUUGGUUUAUGCAUAAAGGAACUGACAACUCAAUCAUAACCUUUAAACUUUCUGCAUGGUGGCAUCGUUAUUUCAAUUUCUUGGGCUUUGGUUUCUGCCUUGUAUUAGGACCAUCUUGCUCAAAUAGGGAGAAAAAACAUCAUAUUGGAUUCGUGGCAGGGUGUAGAUGCUACUUUGGUGGCAAAUUUGCUGGAACUUCCAUUAUAAAGUCUUCUUGCAGUGAUGCUAAAUCAGAUCAGGUGUGGCUUUGGUACGACAGAUUGCUAACAGAAGAAAAAACACGCAAAAUCAAUCGACAUGGUGUGGAGGUCUCCUUUGAUUUUUUUGUUAGGCCUCAUAGUUUAGGCGUUGUGAAACAGUGUGGGAUUCGACCGUUGUAUGCUCCGUUUCGUUGGGAUUUAAAUUCCGAUUUGGGUCAUAUGAUCCCACAUCAUGUUCAAGAGGGGCUUGUUGGAAUUUCUCGACACAUUGCACACGUGGAAUCAUUGUUGUGUGCUGCGUCAACUGAUGAUGUCUGUAUUGUUGGAAUUUGGGGUAUGAGUGGCAUAGGUAAGACAACCAUUUCACAUGCUUUAUGUGCAAAACUCUCUUCCCAAUAUGAGGGAUGCUACAUCAUUGCCGAUGUGAAGGAAGGAUGGGAAGAUCAUGCUAUGAGUUCCACUUUUAUUGUGGAAAGGCUUCAAGGGAAAAAGCUCCUCGUUGUUCUUGAUGAUGUGACUGAUUCAAAACAAAUAGAAUAUCUUGUAGGUGGGAAAUAUUGGUUUGGACCUGGCAGUAGAAUCAUAGUGACAACCAGAUAUAAAGAUGUGUUUGACCAAGGGGUUGGAGUAUACCAGGUGAUGGAAAUGAAUUUUGAUGAAGCACUAAAGCUUUUUAGCUUGAAUGCAUUUCAACAAGACCAUCCAACGAGGGAAUACGUACACUUGUCAGAGAGGGCAGUAGAAUAUGCCAAGGGCAUUCCUUUAGCUCUUAAAAUUCUCGGUUCAUAUCUUCAUUCUAAACGACCUGAAGAAUGGGAAAGUGCUUUGGAAAAACUGUAGAAAAUUCCCAAAGCUAAAAUUUAUAAUGCGUUAAGAUUGAGUUAUGAUGGUUUAGACCAUGAAGAGCAGGCUAUAUUCUUAUAUAUUGCAUGCUGUUUGAAAGGAGAGACAAAAUGCCAGAUCAAAGAUAUCUACGAUUUGUUGCCAUACGGGCAAAAAUAUUCCACCCAUUCUACAGAUAUUAUGAUAAGAAGCCUUCAGGGUAAGUCUCUUAUAACAGUUUCUGAAGAUCACACUAUCCAGAUGCAUGAUUUGAUAAAAGAAAUGGAUUGGCGAAUAAUGGACUAAUGGAGUAUUAAAAUCUACAUGCUAUUUGGAUGCGAUGCUACUCUUGGUUGGGUUCCCCUCGAGUGUGCUUCUCAUCUAUUGCACCAUGAGCUUUGGGGGAGGAAUAAAAAUCAAAGAUUGCGGUGGAGAGCUAUUUGGCUUGAUUGCAUUUGGAGUAUUUGGCUGCAUAAAAAUGAUGUUGUUUUCAAGGAAGAGCAGGUUGACUUCUGUCAGAUUUUUCCAUAAACAAGCUGCUGGAGUUAUGAUUUCUCUAUCUUGUGACUUUGUCUGAGACAUCAGUUGUGCCUGUGAAAGAAUCUCUUGAUGAAGGAAUUUAUGAAUUUAAUUCAUGCAAUCCCUGGCAAGAGACUUUGUUGCUAGGCCUUUGAAGAUCUUGGUGAUGAGUCAUUAACUAAUAAAGGAGGGACAUCCCUGCAACUUUAAGUCCAAAGCUAUUCCAGAAAGAAUAGUAGAUAACUCCAUAGUUUGCAAAAUUCAUUACAAUGCUAUGUAUUUUCACAUUGAUACUUUCCAUGAUCAAUAUGAAAUAAAAACUAUUCAAGCUACUCUACUCCUGAAAGAAAGAAUUAGGCAGUAAAGUUGCUGCAAUGGUUGAUAAGUGAUAACUCAGCAAAAGGCAUAAGACUGAGAAGGAAAAUAGUAAUGAGAACAUAAAACCUGGUAGAAGGGCUAUUUCUAGUAUAAGCUCAUCUUUUUUGUUAUAUGUUUUUCUGCUGGAAACCUGUAUUUAAUUUCAACUCUUGUUUCUUCUUCAUAAUUGUUUUCUCAUAUUCAUUGUAUUUACGUUGAACUAAUGCGUU
Lotus japonicus is the source of this 5785-nucleotide messenger RNA. RefSeq names its product disease resistance-like protein DSC1. Gene Ontology annotation, molecular function: ADP binding. The transcript is spliced from 6 exons. NCBI's taxonomy places the organism in Eukaryota, Viridiplantae, Streptophyta, Magnoliopsida, Fabales, Fabaceae. The record is from RefSeq and is a predicted model, not a curated record. Gene Ontology annotation, biological process: signal transduction; defense response. The coding region runs from base 678 to 4697 and encodes 1339 amino acids.